AUGUCAUCUUCUAGCUCUAGCAAAACGCCAGCCAUGGGAAUGGAGAAAAUUCCUGGCGAAGUGGAUGGGACUGAGAUGGAGACUCUUCCUAAUGAAAUGCUUGGGGAUCCUACUGAGUCCACUAGCGUGCAGGUUUUGUCGCGCCAGCUGGGUGGUAUGCAAGUGAUGAAAGAAUACCAAAACCAGCAGCAGGGGAUGACUGCGAACAUGAUCCAGUACCUUACCGCGCUCGGGUAUAAGGUGAUCAUUCCACGCAACAAACGGGAAAAAACGGAGGAAGAGGACUACCAUGAGGAUGUGAAGUACCACGAGAAGAAGGCGGCCCGGGUGAAAAAUCUAGCAAAGAAGAAGCAGAGCCUUGCCGACAAGACGACGAAAGCAAAACAGGCCCUGAUGAAUGAUCCACGCGUUCGCCGCUUGGUUGAUCCGAGUAUGCCCAUCCGUACCAGGGCAGUCCCAACGAAUGUGUUGGAUGUUGAUGGGUUUGAUUCCGCGCGUGGUCUUUCGAGUAACAUGUUUCUCAAAGGUGUCCUUGCUCUCGGGAAUGGUGGUA
Molecule: messenger RNA, 553 nt
Organism: Amoebophrya sp. A25
Lineage: Eukaryota; Dinophyceae; Syndiniales; Amoebophryaceae
Source: the annotation of a GenBank genome assembly